This is a messenger RNA of Aureobasidium namibiae CBS 147.97, 1881 nucleotides long. Its product is annotated as putative ABC transporter. NCBI's taxonomy places the organism in Eukaryota, Fungi, Ascomycota, Dothideomycetes, Dothideales, Saccotheciaceae. The transcript has 3 exons. Gene Ontology annotation, molecular function: ATP hydrolysis activity; ABC-type transporter activity; ATP binding. Gene Ontology annotation, cellular component: membrane. Bases 1 to 1881 code for a protein of 626 amino acids. The record is from RefSeq and is a predicted model, not a curated record.
AUGCACAACCGAAUGUCUGCCAAUCUGUCUUCGGACACCGAGAGACAGAACAGCCAUGAAUCUUACAUGUUCAACGAUGUUGUCCACUCUUUGUCAUGGUCAAAUAUCACCUUGACCGUGGAGGACCGCUCCACCCAGAAGCCCAAGGACUUGAUCAGCAAUGUCAGCGGCCACAUGAAGGCUGGUGAGGUUCUGGCUCUCAUGGGUCCUUCUGGCAGCGGAAAGACGACUCUCCUUAAUAUACUUGCAGGCCGUGUCCCAGCUACCAAAGGCACCGUGCUCGUCGACAACACUCGCGUAUCAAGUCCAGACUACAAGAAGCUUACGUCUUUCGUUGAACAACAGGACACGCUCGUGGGUUCUCUGACCGUGCGCGAGACUCUUGACUUUGCAGCUCGUAUUGCUCUCCCCAAGUCUGUUCUCAGGAACGAAAAGAACAACAGAGUCCAGACCCUGAUCGAUAGCUUCGGUCUCAAGAAGCAAGCUGACACCCUGAUCGGCACACCUAUACGCAAGGGCAUAUCUGGAGGCCAGAAGAGACGUGUCAGCGUCGCAAGCCAAUUGAUAACCGCACCAAGCAUCCUCUUCCUGGACGAACCCACCAGCGGACUCGACUCUGUGGCUAGCUUAGAAGUCGUGUCCUUGCUGAAAAAGUAUGCUCAGAAACACAAGCUCGUCGUUGUAGCUAGCAUCCACCAACCGUCAGCCUCCACCUUCCAACUCUUCGACAAGCUGCUGCUCUUAUCUCAAGGUCAGACAUGCUAUUUCGGCAGCGUAUCGAAGGUUUCGUCCUACUUCUCCAGCCUCGGCCUGCCUGUGCCACCUCUCAUGAAUCCUUCGGAGCAUAUCCUCGACCUGACAAACACCGACUUCGAAUUGGAUGACAACGAGGAAAAGGGUGCCUCCCAACGCCUCCUUACUAUCCAGUCCGCAUGGAAGGCGCACGACACAGAGGACCAUGACGCGACUAUUGAGCUCGACAAAAACGAGUUCUUUGCAGGCUCUCAGGGACCCGGUUUGGCCCAUGAUUUAGGCAUACCUCUCACCCUGCUGCACCGUCUGUUUCUCAAGUCCUACCGAGACAUUGUCACUUACUGGAUUCGUGUCGCUAUGUACAUGGGCCUCGCGAUCAUGAUGGGUACCGUGUGGCUCCGUCUAAGCACAGUGCAGAAGGAUAUCCAGUCUUUCGUCAAUGCACUAUUCUUCGGAAGUGCCUUUUUGAGCUUCAUGGCUGUCGCCUAUGUGCCUGCCUUCCUCGAGGACCGAGCCAUCUUCAUCAAGGAACGUGCCAACGGCCUUUACGGACCGUUGUCAUUCGUAGUGUCCAACUUCCUCAUCGGCCUACCCUUCCUCUUCCUCAUAUCCAUCUUGUUCGCGAGUGUUACCUACUGGCUAAUCAACUUCCGUCCUGAUGCCACUGCAUUCUUCGUGCACGUCAUGUGGCUUUUCUUGGACCUGGUUGCGGCAGAGAGCCUCGUUGUCCUCGUCUCAUCUCUCUUCCCCAACUUCAUCAUCGCUCUUGCCCUCGUGGCUUUCGCCAAUGGCCUCUGGAUGUCAGUUGGAGGAUUUCUCGUCCCUACAGGAAGUCUGAAUGUCUUUUGGCGUUACGUGUUCCACUACAUUGACUAUCAGGCCUAUGUGUUUCGCGGUAUGAUGGUCAACGAGUUCGAUGGCCGCACUUAUCGCUGUGCUGGCGAUGUUGUCACUGGAUGUUCGUGCGCCUACGAGAGCGAAAUCUCAGGUCAGUGCGAGAUCGAUGGCAGGGCUGUGCUGCAGUACUACGACUAUCCCACUGGUCAGUUGGGAAAGACCGUGGGUAUCAUGAUUGGCAUCAUUGCUGUCUAUCGUCUGCUUGGAUACCUGGCCUUGCGCUUCAGAUAG